GGGCUUGAGCACUUCGAGACUUGAGAGUUGAAACUGCGGUUCCCUCUCCACAGAAGCGCGCGAGAGCGAGAAAUGUCGACGGAGGAGGAGAGCACGGUGAAAGAACCCCUCGACCUCAUCAGGCUCAGUCUUGAUGAACGCAUAUACGUGAAGCUCCGGUCCGACAGAGAGCUCCGAGGAAAGCUUCACGCUUAUGAUCAACAUUUGAAUAUGAUACUUGGGGAUGUUGAGGAAAUCAUUACUACUGUGGAGAUUGAUGAUGAAACUUAUGAAGAGAUUGUUCGGACUACAAGGCGUACCAUGCCUUUUCUUUUUGUCAGAGGAGAUGGAGUGAUUCUUGUUUCACCACCACUAAGAUCAACUUGAAAGUUGCAGAACCUUUAUGCAAAUCAGAGGUUAAGAUGCCCUAUGUCGCUCAUUUAUUGUGUCAUUUAAAUUAGGAUCUCUCUCUCUCUCUCUCUCUCUCUCUCUCUCUCUCUCUCUCUCUCUCUCUCUAAUCUUACUGAGCCUGAGCCAAAUGCGUUGCUAUGUUUACUAACGCAAUGCUCGUCUUAAUUUUAUGCUGUGUUUUUCUCGUCAGCUUUUAUUUCAUAGUAAAUGAUUUUUGAAAGAAGCCGUAAUGUCUGAUUCUAAUGGAAAGGAGUUUAGGACU
This is a messenger RNA of Phalaenopsis equestris, 652 nucleotides long. RefSeq names its product sm-like protein LSM3A. Gene Ontology annotation, molecular function: RNA binding. Gene Ontology annotation, biological process: P-body assembly; mRNA splicing, via spliceosome. Bases 73 to 366 code for a protein of 97 amino acids. NCBI's taxonomy places the organism in Eukaryota, Viridiplantae, Streptophyta, Magnoliopsida, Asparagales, Orchidaceae. The transcript is spliced from 3 exons. The record is from RefSeq and is a predicted model, not a curated record. Gene Ontology annotation, cellular component: catalytic step 2 spliceosome; U6 snRNP; Lsm1-7-Pat1 complex.